Molecule: messenger RNA, 3358 nt
Organism: Gordionus sp. m RMFG-2023
Lineage: Eukaryota; Metazoa; Nematomorpha; Gordioida; Chordodea; Parachordodidae
Product: nostrin-like
Exons: 17
Coding region: 88-2772 (894 amino acids)
Cellular component (GO): cytoplasm; plasma membrane
Molecular function (GO): protein binding
Source: RefSeq, a predicted model, not a curated record
CAUUUAUCCCUUAUUUUAAAUUUUAGAAAUUUUUUAAAAAUGAUACCUUUUUAAUUCUUAUUUUUUUAAUAAUAUUAAUUCUUGAAUAUGGGUCAAUUAGGGUUUGAAGAGAGUUGCAAAUCUAUCAAAAUUGGUGUCACUUUUUGCAAAGAAAUUGCUGCCAUUUUACAAGAGAGCGCAAUUACUCUUUAUCGCUAUAUGAAACAGCAGAGCUAUGCUUGGACUAUCUCAUCCCAUCUAAUUGGGUUAAGAAAUUUGGGGGUAACCUAUGAGAUGAGCCCAUCCACAGUUCUUGGGCAGGCUGCAGUUACCUGUGCGCGCAAGAGGCGACCUACGGGAAAUAAGAAGAGAGAGAAAAGCCCGUACCCGAUUAAGUCUAACCUAGAAUCUCAUUACCACAAAAAUCUCUCCAAAUUAGCCAUCAAGAUGAGUCGAACAGUACAAACCCAUCAGGAGCAAUCUAAGCUUACUCACUGUAAAACCCUCUCUAAAAAUGCUUCCAUUGAUGAUAAAAAAUCAAAACAAUCGAAGGAUAAAUACGGUCAAAUUAGGAAAUCAUUCAGGCUCAAGAAAGAUAAAAGGCAGACCAUCAAUGUUGAAAAGAAUUCCAUAUUUUUCGCUUGGGAAGUCAUAUGCCAAGAAAUGGAUGAAGAGUCCCAAAUUCACAAAAAUAUAAGUGUGACUUUGAACGAAGAUAUAGUCAAGCCGUUGAUCAAUUUAUCUAAAAUUCACUCCGAUUUACGCAAAACGAUUGAAAGCGAUGUUGAAAAAACCUGUAAACUAUAUGAAGAAGCCAGGUCCGAUGAGAUCAAGAACAAAGUAGCCAGUUUUGAAAAUCACAAACAAGUCGAAAAAUUGAAGGAAAAUAUUGAAGCUCUCACGAAGAAAAAUUCUGAAGCCUUUAAAUCCGUUCCAAACGCCGCAUCCUCUCCAGCCGAAAAAGAAAUUUUUAAGCUGGAAGAAAAAAUGACUAGAAUCUUAGAUAAUUGCAAAAAAUUUGACCACUCAUACCACGAUUCCUGCAUAAGUUCCGAAAAUUUUCGCCAGGACAAAGAGUUCGCCUUAUCAACCUCGAAGCACAAACUCAAACACAUGGAAAGCGAUAGGCUUACUUUCUCCGUUGAUAUAUUAUCUAAAUAUUUAGCGCUUAUGACCAGUUUACCCGACAAAAUGCAUAAGAUUUUAGAUAACAUAUCCCAAAGCAUAAUACAAGUCAACAAACAAGCAGCUAUUACGAAUAAUGGACAAUCUUAUCUUAACGUCGAUUCGCCCAAUGACGGCUGUUCCCUUAGCUCUUCAUCCUCUAUGAGCUCGUCGAUAAAUUCAUUGCGAUCAGAUUGCAGCAAUGCUACCUCGUUCGUUCAACAGAACUUGUUCGAUUUUUACGCUGAAGAUCUAUCGAAUCCUAUGAACAAAGAAAGGCGCAAACAACUCUUAGAUAGACAUCUAGUCAUACUCAGACAUGACCUGGAAAAGCAUAAAGCUGCUAAAGAAAGUGUUGAUGCUUUAGUCAAAAUGUAUUCUCAUCAAAUCAACGAUGCACGUUCACCCGAUCCUAAUAUAGCCCAAUCAUCAGCUAAGGAAAUACGUCGAAAGUUCUUGAGUUGCCAUCACACUUACAACCAUUUACAAGCCAGUUAUAACAAGGUUAACAAAGUAUUGGCUCAAUUGAACAAUCAAAUAUGCCUCGAAGAUCCUCGCGGAAAAUAUAUCGAAACUUUUAAAGAUAGCAAAAACGGCAUAACUAAUUCUACUCUCAAAAUACCGUCAUGGGAUGAAGAAGUUGGGUUAGCCGAAUUCGAAAAAUGUUUAAAACCUAUACUGGAAUCGUUGAAUAGGAAUCAACAUAAUCCUAGUCACUUGCCCCAUAAUACUUCCCCCAAUUCAUUCCAGCCUGAAGAGGAGGACUAUCAGUCGAAAACAGAUAAAAAUGGGUCGCAAGUUAUGCAAAAUGCUAAAAACGGUCACCAAAAUCGCGAAAAAGACGAGAAAACCAAUCUUAAAGGCUGUGGCUUGACUUUUUCCGGGAUUGGAAAGAAUUUGUUCGGUAAAGCCCAAAAUAAAUCUCCCAAAACCGAUGCUGCUACUCACAGUCCCAAAUCAAACAAAUCCACACCCCCUCCUCCAUCUCAGCCAGCUAAAUUGACCUACAUCUCCUCUUCGCCUGCUCAUACUGAUCAACAGUCACCUCCUUCGCUCUACCCAUCUGUUCAUACUGAUAAUUGUCGGUAUAAUGACUAUGAAAACAAGCGAAAUGUACCAUCGCCCCCAUUGAGGAAUCAUUAUCGCGGAAAUAUUCUUGGGAAUUUUGAUCGAGAUGUGCCGGUCAGGAACAACAGGCCCUUCAGUUACAUAGAUCCUCCGCCUUACAAUCACGAUCAUUCCUCGGCCAAGGAAAGAAUCAACCACGAUGAUUUUGUCCGCCCUUUGAAUAACGCUGGUAAUAAGGUGUGCAUUGUCAAAUACGAAUACACGGCCAAUAAGUCGGAUGAGUUAUCAAUUAAACCCGGCGACAUACUCGAGAUAUACAAUAAACAACACGAUGGCUGGUGGAAGGGUCAGCGGAUUGUUCCUUGGGGUAACCAUACAGGAAUAUUCCCGUCCACAUACGUCCAAGAACUAAUGUCUCAUAACGAGAGCAAAGCUUACAAAAAUCAGAAUUUCAAUUCAAAUAGUCACGAUCACAACUUAGUUGAUUAUAAAUUAUCGAAUAAUAAUCGUAUGAGUACCAGCUAUAAAUAUGACCUGGUGCCUACGGCUCCUAAUCAUUAAAUCAAGAUACGCCGAAGAAUUUAUGGAAUAUUAUUGAAAAAUAUUAAAGAUUGGUGGAUGGUUUAGAAAAAUAUUGGCCUAAUGACACAAUCGUUUUACUCACAAAUUAAUCUCGUUUAAAUUACUUAUAUCAAUACAUUAUAAAAUUUUGAUCAACAUUAUAUGAGCGCUUUAUUAGAUAAAUCAUUUUUUUAAACAAAAAAAAUAGUUAAUUAUUUCAAAGCAAUAAUAGUCCUUGAAUUUUAUUUAAUCGCUUGUAUUUUUUUUUAAAUAUUAAAUAAUCAUCUUACCAUUUUAGAAAAUUGAUUUAUAACAACCCAUCUUAUUUAUUUGUUUUUUCUUUUAAUCUCUUAAAAUUUAUAGUAAUUCGUAACUACUAUGUUUUUUUAACCUUAUGUCCAAAGUUGAUUUUUAAAAAAUAAGGUAUCCAGAUACUAUUGUCCUUGUUUAUUUUUUUACAAAGGAGAAUUAAAUCGUAAUAUAUUGUCACUUUAAGAACGCCUUUGAACAUAGCCUAAUUAUACUAGUUUCAAGAUCAAUUUAUACAUAUCUAAAAAAAUUUAUUAAUUAUUAGUAUUCAUUCAGU